Messenger RNA from Pelagomonas calceolata, 946 nucleotides. Lineage: Eukaryota; Pelagophyceae; Pelagomonadales; Pelagomonadaceae. The record is from the annotation of a GenBank genome assembly.
UGCCAGUGAGUCUGGCUGCUGCGCUAUACUGGUGUGUACGAGCGUCUAUUAAUCGUCGCGCGCGCUCAUACGAGCCAUUUUCACACGUGCACCAACUUGCAGACAGUCGCUGCGGUGCUGCACAAGCUGCACACACUUAGCCACACUCACUGCACCUGAAAGCAUGCGCCUAUACGUCCUCGCAGCGGUACUGCUGCUGCAACACACGCAUGCGCUCACCUUCCCCAAGUUCGAAGUGCAGAAGAAGGCGCCGCCGCCCGCGCCUGCGCCCGCGCCGUUCUCGCUCUUCGGCCCAACGAUCCGCAAGGCCCAGAUCGCGGACCUCGAGCCCCUCGCCGAGACACGGUUACAAGCAAGCCCGUUCGCGGCGGGCUACGCCAUCGCGUCGCGAAAGGAAGCCGGCGAGAAGCUCAGCGACUUAUUUUGCAGAGGUAUUGAAAAGGGCGACACGGUCUGCUACCUAGCCGUGGAGAACGAUGAUAUCAUCGGGAGCUGCGACGUCACGGUGCGCAAGCGCUUGGGGAGAGGGCUGCCGAAGCAUGCCUACCUCAAGAACCUAUUCGUGGAUGAAGCGUAUAGAAGGCGAGGUAUUGGUGGGAAGUUAGUAGCAGCGUGCGCGGAGGAAGCAAGGCGCUGGGACGUGUGUACGCUGGCUCUCGAGGUCGAGAACGACAAUGACCAAGCAGCUAGACUGUACGAGCGCCUCGGCUUCGAAGAAAAGGCGUCGCUGGCGUCCUUCGAGAGCCUGUGGCGCUUCGAGACGUUCUUUUAUGGAAGGUCGAUCCUCUGGAAGGCCAACGACGGCGUCCGUUCUUCGCGGGGGGCGUGGUUCUAGGCCCUCGGUCGCGGCGACGGCGUGCCCGUGACGCCGUCGACGCGAAGACUAGUGAGGCGCCGUCGACGCUAGGGGCCGGUCGCGGCGACGGCGUGCCCGUGGAAGACUAGU